CAUGCAUUGGCGCGCUUCGCCUCUGUGCUCGCUGUGGCUCCUGCUCCUCCCCGGUUGGUGGUUGGUGGCGGCGGUUGAACGACUCGGUAGCAGGCUGCGGGUGCACAAACAGCAGGCAUGAGUGCGGCGGGUAGUGCUCGGUCCGGUUCGGCCGCCGGUCCGGUUCAGCAGGGACUUAAAGAGGCUCUGAUCGAGACGCUGACGGCCAUCCUGUCCCCGGUUCAAGAAGUGCGCACCGCCGCGGAGGAGCAGAUCAAAGUGCUGGAAGUGACAGAGGAAUUUGGCGUCCACCUGGCAGAGCUCACAGUCGACCCUCAGGGAGCGCUUGCAAUCCGUCAGUUAGCAUCAGUCAUCCUAAAGCAGUAUGUUGAGACUCACUGGUGUUCUCAGUCAGAGAAAUUCAGACCUCCAGAAACUACAGAUCAGGCUAAAGCUGCCAUCAGGGAGCUACUGCCAAACGGUCUGCGGGAGGCUAUCAGCAAAGUCCGCUCCAGUGUUGCGUACGCCGUGUCGGCCAUCGCUCACUGGGAUUGGCCCGAGGCCUGGCCUCAGCUUUUCACUCUCCUGAUGGAGAUGCUGGUCAGCGGAGAUGUUAAUGCUGUUCACGGGGCCAUGAGGGUCCUCACAGAGUUUACCCGGGAGGUGACAGAUACUCAGAUGCCCCUGGUGGCUCCUGUCAUCUUACCUGAAAUGUACAAAAUCUUCACCAUGGCUGAGGUGUACAGUAUUCGUACCCGAUCCAGAGCUGUGGAAAUUUUCACCACCUGUGCCAACCUCAUCUGUGCAAUUGAAGAGCUUGAGAAGGGAGCAGCCAAAGCAUUGAUCUUCCCUGUGGUGCAGCAGUUCACAGAAGCAUUUGUACAGGCUCUGCAGAUGCCUGAUGGACCCUCGUCUGACAGUGGGCUUAAGAUGGAGGUUCUCAAGGCUGUAACAGCACUGGUGAAGAACUUCCCCAAACCCAUGGUGUCCUCCAUGCAGCAGAUUUUACCCAUCGUGUGGAAUACAUUGACAGAAAGUGCAGCUUUUUAUGUGCGAACAGAAGUUAACUACACAGAGGAAGUGGACGACCCAGUAGAUUCAGACGGUGAGGUUUUGGGUUUUGAGAAUCUGGUGUUCAGCAUCUUUGAGUUUGUCCACACGCUGCUGGAGAACAACAAGUUCAAGAGCACAGUGAAAAAAGCUCUGCCUGAGCUCAUCUACUACAUCAUCCUGUACAUGCAGAUCACAGAAGACCAGAUUAAAGUAUGGACGGCUAACCCUCAGCAGUUUGUGGAGGAUGAGGAUGAUGACACCUUCUCAUACUCGGUUAGGAUUUCAGCUCAGGACCUGCUGCUGGCCGUAGCUGCAGAGUUUCAGAACGAGAGCGCGGCAGCUCUGGCUGCAGCAGCGACCAGACACCUCCAGGAGGCCGAGCAGGCCAAAAACAGCGGCAACGAGCACUGGUGGAAGAUCCAUGAGGCCUGUAUGCUGGCUCUCGGCUCUGUCAAAACCAUCAUCACAGAGAACGUGAAGAACGGUCGGAUCCAGUUUGACAUGCAUGGUUUCCUGGCCAGCGUGAUCCUUGCUGAUCUCAACCUGGCUGCGGCAUCUCCGUUCUUGCUUGGCCGAGCUCUGUGGGCGGCCAGUCGCUUCACAGCAGCCAUGUCUCCUGAGCUCAUCCAGCAGUUCCUCCAGGCCACCGUCAGCGGCCUCCAUGACAGCCAGCCGCCCUCCGUCCGCAUCUCAGCAGUCAGGGCUAUCUGGGGGUAUUGUGAUCAGCUGAAGCUGUCAGAGAGCACCCAUGUCCUUCAGCCUUUCCUUCCCAGCAUCCUGGAGGGACUGGUCCAGCUGGCAGCCCAGUUCAGCUCCGAGGUGCUUACCCUCGUCAUGGAGACUCUGUGCAUCGUCUGCACCGUCGACCCCGCCUUCACCACAAGCGCAGAGAACAAGAUCUGCCCUCUCACCAUCGCUAUUUUCCUCAAAUAUAACAAUGACCCUGUGGUGGCAUCUCUGGCUCAGGACAUCUUCAAGGAACUGGCACAGAUCGAGGGCUGCCAGGUCCCCAUGCAGAUGCGUCUCAUCCCCACCCUGGUCAGCAUCAUGCAGGCCCCUCCUGACAAGAUUCCCUCUGGACUUUGUGCUACGUCCAUAGACAUCCUGACCACAGUCGUCCGAAACACUAAACCUCCUCUGUCAGAGAUGCUGGUGUGUCAGGCGUUCCCUGUGGUGGCUCAGUGUACUCUACGCACUGACGACAACACGAUAAUGCAGAACGGCGGUGAGUGUCUGCGUGCAUACGUCUCCGUCGCCCUGGAGCAGAUCGCUCAGUGGAGAGACGAGCAGGGAAACAGCGGCCUCUGGUACGUCAUGCAGGUGGUCAAUCAACUCUUGGACCCCCGGACGUCCGAGUUCACAGCCGCCUUCGUAGGCAGGUUGGUGUCCACUCUGAUCUCUCGGGCAGGGACAGAGCUCGGGGAACAGCUGGACCAGAUCCUCCGAGCAAUUCUGAGCAAAAUGCAGCAGGCAGAGACCCUGAGUGUCAUGCAGUCUCUGAUCAUGGUGUUCGCUCACCUGGUUCACUCCCAGCUGGAUCCUCUGUUGGAGUUCCUGUGCAGUCUGCCCGGUCCAACAGGGAAACCUGCUCUGGAGUUCGUCAUGACUGAGUGGAUGAGCAGGCAGCACCUCUUCUAUGGACAGUACGAGGGUAAAGUCAGCACGGUGGCUCUCUGUAAGCUGCUACAGCACGGUCUGAAUACAGACGACAAACGUCUCCAGGACAUCGUGGUGAAAGGAGAGGAGAUUUACAGCCCUGAAGAUGGCAUUCGCACUCGCUCCAAAUCUGCAAAGAAUCCAGAGCGAUGGACGAACAUUCCUUUGCUAGUGAAGAUCUUUAAAUUGAUCAUCAAUGAGCUGUCAACGGUGGUGGAGGCGAACGCCAGCAGAGCGAACGCAGGAGACUGGAGCCAAGAUUCGAGUGGUAUGUGGGAGGACAAUGCUGAAGAUGAGGGGGAGGAUGAUGAUGAGGAGGAUGAAGGGCUCGCAGGGCAGCUGCUUUCUGAUCUCAUCGCCUCCAACAAAUACGAUGAUGACUAUUAUGAGGAUGACGAGGAGGAUGAUCCUGAUGCCUUGAAAGACCCCAUUUAUCAGAUUGACCUGCAGGCUUACCUGACGGAUUUCCUGACACAGUUCGCCCAGCAGCCGUGUUACAGCAUGUUCUCAGGCCACCUCAACAACACAGAGAGACAAACACUGCAGUCUAUAGGCCUUUAACCCCACCGUCUGCUGCUCCAACAUCUCUUCCAUCUAUAAGGCCCUUAAAACUCUCUUCGAUCGCCGCACCACUUCAGCUAUCAUGAAUUUCUACUAAUGCGAGGAAAGGAUGAUGUUGAUCGUGGCAGAAGAAAAAGAAUUGGGUUAGAGAGAUGGACAUGUACUUACAAAUAACUCUCCUGUUUCUGUAUUUUCAUGAUGGGAUGAAGGACUUUGAGUGAUGAAGAUGAGGAGGUGAGAGACCAAAGACGGUCAGAGGACUCAUCAUUUUAGACCGGACAAGAGGGUUAAGUUUGCAGCUCCGUGUCAGGACAGGUGAACUAUGAAAUAUGAGCGGACUAUUUUGCCAUGUCCUAUUUGUAACUUAGCCCGUUAUUUUUGUGUUUCCGUAUAAACAGAAGAAAAAUGCAACAUUGAAAACACUUCCAAGAGACUACAAUGAUUUAAGGAAGGUCAAGAAAAAAAAUGCAAACAUCAUGAUAUUUGUACUUGGAGGGGAGUAUUUGGUGGCCUUAUAUUCCAGAAAGCAUUGACUGUUUGACAGCAAAUGAAAAGCUCUUAGACCAUCAUGUCUCGGGGAAUGGUGGGUAUUUGGGAAUUCACACUGAUGCCAUGGUGUUUCGCAGCCCUGUCAUUUCCUUGUACCCCGAAAAUUUGGGAUGGAAAGAUUUCUAAAUAAAAAGUCCAGAAGGACAUCAUUUCCAGAUUGA
Messenger RNA from Cheilinus undulatus (humphead wrasse), 3959 nucleotides. RefSeq names its product importin 9 (gene ipo9). The coding region runs from base 118 to 3249 and encodes 1043 amino acids. The record is from RefSeq and is a predicted model, not a curated record. Lineage: Eukaryota; Metazoa; Chordata; Actinopteri; Labriformes; Labridae. Gene Ontology annotation, biological process: protein import into nucleus. Gene Ontology annotation, cellular component: cytosol; nuclear envelope. The transcript is spliced from 24 exons. Gene Ontology annotation, molecular function: small GTPase binding.